Messenger RNA from Monopterus albus (swamp eel), 1135 nucleotides. RefSeq lists its product as uncharacterized. The record is from RefSeq and is a predicted model, not a curated record. Gene Ontology annotation, molecular function: oxidoreductase activity. Bases 47 to 1135 code for a protein of 362 amino acids. Lineage: Eukaryota; Metazoa; Chordata; Actinopteri; Synbranchiformes; Synbranchidae. The transcript is spliced from 11 exons.
GAGAGAAACACACCAUCCAGCUGUGGGAACAUCAAGUACAGUCAACAUGAGCAGAUGUCUGAUUAAGCAGGUGGAGGUGCAGAGCUUCAUUGAAAGGUGUAUGACAGCUGUGGGCACCAAGCCGCACCACGCCCACAGCCUGGCCCUGGUACUGGUGGAAGGCGACCUCAGGGGCCACUACAGCCAUGGGCUCAACAGGAUGGACAUGUAUGUAAAGGACAUCCAGACAGGAAUCUGUGAAACAUCUGGUGAGCCAGUGGUGGAGAAAGAGAGUGCAGCCACGGCACUGGUGGAUGGGAAGAACCUCCUGGGUCCUGUGGUGGGAAACUUCUGUAUGAAUCUAGCUAUAAAGAAGGCCAAAGAAGUGGGCACUGGCUGGGUGGUGGCACAUGGCUCCAACCAUUUUGGUAUUGCUGGAUACUACGCAAUGCAAGCUCUGAAGGAAAACAUGAUUGGCAUUUCAUUGACCAACUCGUCCCCACUGGUGGUUCCUACUCGUGGUAAAGACUGCACUUUGGGCACCAACCCCCUCAGUGUGGCAGCUCCUGCUCAAGACGGCGACAGCUUUGUUCUGGACAUGGCCACAUCAGCAGUAGCACUUGGAAAGGUGGAGCUCAGUGAACGGCGUGGAGACCCCAUCCCUGAGGGUUGGGGCUGUGAUGCUCAAGGACAGUUGACAACAGACCCCAAGAGAGUCCUGAGCGGAGGAGGACUGAUGCCCAUUGGUGGCGGUGAAGCCACAGGAGGCUACAAAGGCUAUGGUCUGGGAAUGUUGGUGGAGGUGCUCUCUGGUAUCUUGGCUGGUGCCCAGUACAGCAAACAUAUCCGCAUGUGGAAACUAACAGACCGUGUUGCCAACCUGGGCCAGUGUUUUGUGGCAGUUAACCCAGAGAACUUUGCCCCCGGGUUCAGUGAGAGGAUGUCAGACCUGCUGUCCAUCCAGAGAGGGCUGGACCCUGCUGACCCUGACGCUCCUGUUAUGGCGGCUGGAGACCCAGAGAGCAUGAACAUAAAGAAGUGUGAGGAACUGGGCGGGAUCCCCUACCACAUCAGUGUGGUCAACUAUAUGAAUGAAUGUGCUAAGACAAUUGGUGUCAGCCCUCUGCUGCCGUGUGACAAACUCAUCUCCAAUUAG